Molecule: messenger RNA, 1749 nt
Organism: Beauveria bassiana ARSEF 2860
Lineage: Eukaryota; Fungi; Ascomycota; Sordariomycetes; Hypocreales; Cordycipitaceae
Product: major facilitator superfamily transporter
Exons: 1
Coding region: 1-1749 (582 amino acids)
Biological process (GO): transmembrane transport
Molecular function (GO): transmembrane transporter activity
Source: RefSeq, a predicted model, not a curated record
AUGGCUUACGGCAACGACAAGGCUGCUACACCUCGUCUAGAUCAGACAAACCCGACGGUCAACGCCUUACCCGAUCAAAGCAGCCUCACUAGCCCACACGGCCAUGAUGGUGACACUGCACUCGAUGCCAGCACACCGAGCGAGGAGGAUGCCAUUCGAUACCCUUCUAGAUUCAAGCUCUUCGCUCUAAUGGUUGGCCUUCAGCUCGCUGUGCUCUGUGUCUCUCUCGACAACACAAUCAUUGCCACUGCCAUCCCCAAGAUUACGGAUCAGUUUCAAGCCCUCAGUGAUGUUGGGUGGUACGGCUCCGCCUACCUGCUCACUUUCUGUGCUCUUACUCUGCUCUUUGGUCGACUAUACAAGAUGUUCAGCGUCAAGUGGGUGUUUCUGAGCUGCCUGGCCCUCUUCGAAAUCGGCUCCCUCAUCUGCGCCGUCGCCCCAAGCUCCGUUGCCUUGAUUAUCGGACGCGCCAUUGCAGGUCUCGGUGGCUCGGGCAUCUUCUCGGGUGCCCUGGUCAUCCUUGCCUAUACCACACCUCUUGCUAAGCGACCCAUCUACACGGGCCUCUUUGGUGCCAUGUAUGGAAUUGCGAGUAUCAUUGGUCCAUUGGUGGGUGGUGCCUUCGCCGAUCACGUCACCUGGCGUUGGUGCUUCUACAUCAAUCUGCCCUUCGGGGCCGUUACAGCUACUUCGCUCAUUCUCUUUCUGCAUUUGCCCAAGCGUCAGAAAAACCAUGCAGCCGGUACCUCGUUCUGGCAAACCAUCAACAGCUUUGACCCUUUUGGGACCAUUUUCUUCCUGGCCAGCGUCAUCUGCAUCCUUCUCGCCUUGUUCUGGGGUGGCAGCAAAUACUCGUGGGGUAGCGGCCGCAUUGUUGCCUUGCUCGUAGUGUUUGCCAUUCUGCUAGUGGCCUUUACGGUUAUCCAGUACUUCGUGGGCGAGAAUGCGACGAUACCCGGCCGCCUCAUCAAACAGCGCAGCUUGGCAAGCGCUGCCGCUUUUGCCAUGUUUGUCGGGGCCUCUUUCUUUGUCAACAUAUACUACAUACCAAUCUGGUUUCAAGUUGUUCGCGACACGUCGGCCACAACUGCAGGCGUCAAUACCUUGCCCCUCCUCAUCUCCUUCACCGUCAGUGCCAUGGGAGCCGGAUCCGUCGUCACCAAACUCGGAUAUCCUACACCUUUCAUGUAUGCUCUUUCUGUCAUUGGGUCCAUUGGAGCUGGACUCUUGACUUUGUAUACAGUCGAUAUCUCGACGGGCAAAUGGAUUGGCUAUCAGAUCUUGUUUGGCUUCGGGAUCGGCAUUGGCAUGCAGCAGCCCAUUCUCCUUGCGCAGGCUGUUGUCCCCCUCAGCGAUGUCCCAAUAGGCACUGCCAUCAUCAUUUUCUCCCAAAUGUUUGGCGGCAGUCUGUUUAUCAGUGUCGCACAGAACGUGUUUAUUACAAAGCUUGUGGAAGGUCUGGCAGGCAUUUCCAACCUUGGCGUUGAUCCCAAGAGCAUAGCAGGAGCAGGAGCAACAACCGACCCGUCGCUUUUCGGCAUCACUGACCCCGCUGUUUUGUCCCAGAUGAAAGUUGUAUAUAACAAUGCGCUCGUGUGGACGUUCAAAAUUGCCCUUAUCACUACCUGCUUGAGCGCCCUUGCAGUCCUGGGGAUGGAAUGGAAGAGUGUCAAGGCCGAAGAGAAGCCCACAAACAAUGACGAAGUUAACACGGAUUCUACUGAGAGUCACGUGGAGAAGAAAGGUUGA